UUCAUCCCAAACGGAUAUAAAGUGUCGAUCAUCGAUCCAUAACUUAAUAACAUCAAGCUAAGUAAAGAUCCAGUAUGCACUGUGUUCGAAUAGUAGUGCUACUGUUGUUUCUCUCAAUAUCAAGCAGCCUGGAGAAAAAGGAUGACAACUAUAGGAUGUUUAUAAAGGAGCUCCAUGGGAUUUUUCGGAAUAGGAUACUUCCUUCUGAUUAUGGCUUAAAUAUUACCAAGUUCGUCCCAAAGAAAGGAUACCUGCUAGAAUCUCAUGAAGUAACAACAGAAGACGGAUACAUUCUAACUCUGCAUAGAAUUCCUUAUGGGAGAAACCAUAGUAAGGGUGACAACCAGGUUAGACCACCCGUUUUAUUGAUGCACGGCUUUUUGAUGUCCUCCAUGGACUGGGUUUAUCUGGGUCCUGAUAAGUCAUUGGGGUUGUUAUUGGCUGAUGCUGGAUACGAUGUCUGGAUGGGCAACGUUAGAGGCACCACUUGGUCUAGGAAACACGUUAAGCUGGAUCCUGAUAAGGACAAGGAGUUUUGGGAAUUCUCGUUUCACGAGCACGGCUACUACGACAUUCCUGCAUGUAUUGAUUAUAUACUAAAUAUGACCAACCAGUCGCAAUUAUACUACAUAGGACAUUCCCAAGGUACCACUGAACUGUUCGUUUUAACAAGUAUGAGACCCGAAUACAACAACAAAAUUAAACACGGAAUAGCUUUGGCUCCCGUAGCCUAUAUGACCGACGCAAGGAGUCAGGUCGUCGAUCUAGUGGUCAAGUUUGAAGACCGACUAAAGGUGCUAUUUAAUAUAUUCAAUGUGCACGAAGUCCUUGCUUCCAGUAGAUGGAUGAAAGCAGCUGGUAGAUUGCUUUGCGCAGAUGGAUCGCCAUUUCAAGAAAUAUGUCCAAUGCUGUUGUUCAGCAUCUGUGGAUAUGAUUAUCCUCAGCUCAAUAAGACAUUUCUACCAACUUUGAUCUUUAACAGCCCUUCCGGAACUUCAGUUAAAAACCUGGAACACUUCUACGUACUAAUAUCCUCAGGUAAAUUCACACAAUUCGACUAUGGAAGGGAAGAGAAUUUAGGAAGAUAUAAUUCUACCACACCGUCAGAAUACGAUUUAUCCCGAAUUACCGCUCCGAUAACAAUGUAUAUUUCGCAGAAUGACUAUCUUUCAUCUGUGAAGGAUGUUGAAACGCUAUCCCAAAAGGUGAAGAAUUCUGAAGUCCGUCAUGUGAAGUACAGAGGGUUCAACCAUUUGGAUUAUGUAAUCGCCAAAGAUGUGGACAUAAUAAUCAACAAUGAGCUGAUAGACUUUUUGAAUUUAGUUAGAAACAAAACUGCCAAUAAUGAAGCUCGGUAUUGUACAGUAUCGACUGCACUAAUGAUUGCUGUGACAUCAAUUCAUGGAACUAUUUACUAUGAUUUAUAUUAAACUACUUCACUAAAUAGUUAUAAAAUAUUAAAAGUUGCCUUUUGGUGGUAAACAUCGAUGUGUGAUUCAACUUUCCGCCACGCUUUACAAAGCACCGGCCGCUAUUACAAACCAGAGUUGACAUUUACUGCAUUUUCAGUGCACUAACAGGCCCUAUGAUGAGCGACUUGUUUAGUAUUAGUAGGAGCAUAGUGUAUAAGGGUCAAAACUAAAGUUCCACGUCCUGACCUGGCGGGUCAUAUAUCUCAUAUCAAGGGCGUACCCAGGGGGGGCAACGUGGACUGCUGCCCAACAUUUCUUACAAAAAUUAAAUUAUUCAUGUACAGGGUUCUUCACAAGCUGAAUCAAUAUCUAUUAAAUGAGAAAUUACUAGAAUUAGUUGAAACCACACGAUCAGUAUUUACUGUGGUCCGUGUACCAUCAGUGGAUUUCUGCGUAACAUUUCGCAUCAAUAAUUACUGACGGUCACUCAGGAUAAAUAUACGACGCAUAGUACCUUAUCGGGACAAGUUGCGAAGGUAAAAAAAAAUGAAACAUGAACAGUUUUGAAAUUCAAAGUAUUUUCGAAUUUACUCUAAGUCGUUUUUUUCCUGGAUUUAGUCCGAAACAAAACUUAUCAAACAUCCACAUUAUCUACAAAUUUCAAACAAAUGAAUCAACACCAUUACCACUUUUUCUUUUCUACGCGGUGGUAGAGUAAAGUUGGUGAAUGUGGAAUAGGCAGGUAUUGUGAAAUAGUCAAAUAUCUCCAAAACCAGUAGCGACACCUGCAGUUCCAUGGCAUUGUUUACUCUUGUAUCAGUAGCGUAACUAUCUAAUACAAGCUGUUUUAUCGAUUAAGGAGCAUAACCUCAAAAAAGUUGGUGAAACCGGUAAACGUGAAUAUUGAAACAUUGGACUGGCUGCCAUUUUUUUGGAUUUCUAGGAAAAGUACAACUUUGUUCUAAUAAUUACUAUUUGUUGUUAAGCCUCAGAUACAUGCAUUAUCAAAUUAUGUGUGAAUUAAUUAUCAAAUCUAUGUUUAUAGAUUCUAGCUAUAAACUUGAGAUUAAGUGAGGGUGGAAUGGUAUGGUGGAAUAUUUCCAAACAUCAACCAUACGAGUGUUCCACAUUACCGGGCCUACUGAUUAAGGAUACUGAAUUUGUUUAUGUUUUGGACUACCUGUGACUUUUUAUUUCAGAAAAUGCCUUCCAAAGAAAUAAAAGAACACAAUUGGUCAGAAAAUCAUAUGUUAUUCUACUAUUCAGCAGCAUAUUCCACAUUACCAUACUAAUUUUCCAUGGCUACAUACAUAUUACACGCCAUGCAUAAUUUCAUUUUUGCAAAUGCAUGGACUCGAAAUAUGCGAAGUAAAUUACUCCAGCGACUUGACAGAACCUCACAGAUAUCGGAACUACUUGAUUUAUUUGAAUGCCUCAAAUUAGUAUGGAAUUAUAGGCUUCAAAUGAAAAGUAUUCCACAUUCACCAACUUUACUCUAUAAUUAGAGUUUCGUUUUCCGUUUUUUUUUUUUAAAUUAUACCGUUUACGAUGUGGUCACGAUUACCCUUACAUACUCGUAAUAUAAAUGAGGUAAAUUAUAUUGUUCCUCAUUCGAUGAGUUUAGACCACCUAUAUGAAGUUAGGCAAUUGAAGUUUUAUAUCAAUGGGUAACAUGUUAUCAUCUUUGAUAUUCUAUAUGAUAAUUUAAAGGCUUACUCCAGAAUUUUCAUUUUAUAAUAAUAUAUGACAUGGCAAUAUUUUAAAAUUAAAAGCUUAUCCACCUAUGCAAAAAUGGCAUACUUAAGAAAAAUCAAAGUCGAGACGGGGGAUAAGAGACGAAACAUCGUAUUAAUGUUCUCUUUAUACCACCUUGUAGAGAUCAAAAAGGGGCAAUGUCAAUGUGCAGUUUAUUUUGAAAUCUUAGCUCAAAUAAAUCCAGGGAAAAAUAGAAACGAUUUUCUGGAGAUACUGGAAGCGUCAAAACUUUUCAAAUGCAUUUUCUAAAAUAUAUAAAUACGAAACUUUGCUACCAUCCAACCAACCCGUAACUAUUACCGUUUAGGAAAUCCCAAUAGUGAAAAUAUGAAAAAUUUGUUUUUCAAAUCAUUCUAGUAUGAACUAGUACUAGUAAUUGUAGAAAACGACAAAUAAAUAUCUACAAAGAGGAAUUAUUCCCAGGAUUAAAAAAAAAGAAUUAGUAUCAUAUGCUAUAUCCCCGGCUAUAUCAAAACUUCUACCUUUGAAGUGGCAUAUUACAAUAUACUAAAAGUUGUACGGUGUUCCAUUUAACAACAAUCGUCAUGUAGGGAGCGGUAUAUGCCAAGUAGGAAGCGUUUAGUCCAUAAUUUUGGUCAAUGCCAUUUUUGAUUUUGUUUUAUACUAAUGAAGAUAUUGUCCAAUUAGAUACUAAGAACACUCUGUAUGUCUUAAUUUGGUGCAGUAGUUACGUCGCUGGAUAGGUUGAGUGUUUUUGAAGAUUUUUUUCGUUGUUAAUCACUACAAAUACUUUAACUUUUGGCUACUAUUUCAUAUUUACUCUUUUACCCUUUUCGGCAAAAAUUAUAAUAAAAUAAUUUUUUGCAAUAACCAAUUAACUGUUGCAAUGAACUGGAUAUACCCAUUUUGAAGGUGUUUCGGAAAGGAAAAUGCACUCUUUUUUUUCGUAAAGGAGAUGGACCAUCCUAACUACCGAUACAAACAGAAUUUUGUACUCGGACCUUUAAAUUGGUCGGAUCGGCCUUUAGAUCCAUUUUUCGAUAUUUUGGACCAAAAAUGGCUAUUUUUAUGAUACAGGAAUGCGUGUCAUAUAUCAUAUCGGUCUCAAAUUUGUCUAUUUGAGGCAUGAGACUUUUAAUAUCUCAAACUCGUAGGUCGAACGGAGGCGCAAUAUGUAUCUACUUCGAUGAAUUCAAAAAUGGCUUUCAAAUUUCGAUCUGAUAAUUAGUUCGACGGAUAUUUCAGUCAAAAGUAUUUGAAGGGUACAGGGGAAAAAGGUGAGUGUCACAAAUUUGGUUUUGUACUUAGAACCGGCAACAUCUAGUCUUAACAGCAGUACAAUCCCAUGAGGAAUCGGAAACACGCAAAAACAAUGACAGUUCGUAAUUAAGCAAGUUAAAAUCAGUUGGCGCCAGUAACGUACAAAGUAGUCCUUUUUGCUGCUAGCUUGAGAUUGAAAAAUGUCACAAGUUAGAACAUCAAGAAAAUGGUAAACGGAUGAUACAAAAAUGAUUUCAGAAGUUUAUGAAGAACAUCCGUGCCUAUUAAACUACAAAAUAUAAAUUAUAUUUUUAGAUACUUGUACGAACUUUUACUGCUACUGGUUAAAAAAUAAAUAACCUACCUUUAUAUAUUCUUUAGCACUUCAUAAAUAGCAUCUAGAACUUCACUUAUAAAUUUUGAAAUACUGCUUUUAGGAACUCUAUAUGUAUAUUGCAAAGAUGCAAAUGAAUCUCCUGAUGCCAGGUCUCUUAAUAUCACUUGCAAUUUUUACACGAUCUGGUAUAGCAUCUCCCAUUCAGGUAUUUGCCUUUUGAAUUUUAUUGAAUAAAUGUUUCAAUAAAAACUCAAAUUUGUCUUGGGGCAUUCUCACAUAAUUCAAAUAAGCUUCCUUGUCUUCAAGAGCUAACUCUUUUAUCAAGCUAUAAGAUGCUCCCAACGAACCUCUACGUGAUAUCCAUGUAUGGACCCACCCCCUGUGGUUUGGUUUCUUUCUCUGCAAUAUUUUUUUUAAUUUCUGGUAUUUCUAGUGCUACAAUUUGCUCUGUAACGUUAAUACUUGCACUCACUAUUUCAUUUGAUGCCAUUUUGGAUACCACGCCAGUUUAAAAUAAUGGAACUAUGUGGAAACCGAUGCUGGUUUUAUGAAAAAAGGUGAACGUCCACUGAUCGUCACCGAAACAAUUAACCACACAUCAAUCUGCGAAGAAAGAAAUAAACGUUAAGUAAUCAUUUUUAAGCAGUUAUCACUAAUUUUGUUUGUUC
Messenger RNA from Acanthoscelides obtectus, 5393 nucleotides. The record is from the annotation of a GenBank genome assembly. Lineage: Eukaryota; Metazoa; Arthropoda; Insecta; Coleoptera; Chrysomelidae.